Molecule: messenger RNA, 1323 nt
Organism: Lobosporangium transversale
Lineage: Eukaryota; Fungi; Mortierellomycota; Mortierellomycetes; Mortierellales; Mortierellaceae
Product: 45.2 kDa GTP-binding protein
Exons: 10
Coding region: 19-1302 (427 amino acids)
Cellular component (GO): cytoplasm
Molecular function (GO): GTP binding; ATP hydrolysis activity
Source: RefSeq, a predicted model, not a curated record
CUUGACCUUUGUACUAUAAUGAAGGACGUGGUCAUUGCGUGUGUAGGGAAACCAUCGGCAGGAAAGUCUUCCUUCCUGAACGCAGUGACGGAUGCGACUGCCAAAGUCGGCAAUUACCCAUUCACAACGAUUACGCCCAACAACGGCGUUGCUUACUUCCCGAUUGAGUGCCCAUGCAAGAGGUUUAAUAAAUCACACUUAUGCUCUCCCCGAUAUGGCCGUUGCAUUGACGGGAAGCGAUAUGUGCCUAUUCAGAUCAUGGAUGUUGCUGGACUUGUCCCUGGAGCAUCAGAAGGUCAAGGACUUGGCAAUCAGUUUUUGGAUGACCUCCGACAUGCUAAUGCCUUGAUCCACGUGGUUGAUGCCAGUGGUACCACAGAUGCCAAUGGGAAAGAGACAGUCGGAUAUGAUCCAAUUGGUGACAUUGAAUGGCUCCGGAGCGAAAUUCAUUCUUGGAUUUUCGGGAAUCUUGAUAAGAGAUGGAGUCAGAUCGUUCGAAGACAUGUAGCCGUCAAGGCUUCGACAGCAGAAACCUUACAUAACCAACUUUCCGGAUAUGGAGCAACACUGAAACUAGUGCAGCGGACCCUUGACAGGAGCGGUGUCAAAGAAGCCAUGGAUACCUGGGACAAGGAAACAAUCAAAAAAGUCGUUGAUGCUUUCUUGGAGGAGCGUUUCCCCACAGUCUUUGCUCUCAACAAGAUCGAUCUACCGGACUCAGAUAAGAAUAUAUCUAAAAUAAUGAGAAAAUAUGAUCAGAAUAAGGUUAUUCUCACAAGCGCCUUAGCGGAGGUAUUUCUUAGGAAACUUCAUAAACAAAAGUUCAUCAUAUAUGAGGAAGGCACAGACAACAUUUCUACCAAAGCAGACCUUCCCGAGUCUGACCUAAAACCGCUAGAUGAAAGGCUAGAAGCCCGCAUUGAGAAGGUACAGGACUUAGUUUUAUAUCGGUAUGGAUCAACGGGCGUACAAGAUGUCAUUCUUAAGGCUGUCGAGAUAUUAGGUCUGAUCCCUGCAUUCCCUGUCAAGAGCUUGAGUACAUUUGGCAAUGCCAAUGGCAAGGGUGUGUUCCGAGACUGCGUACUUUUAUGGCCUGGAACAACAGUUCUCGAAUUUGCCGAGAUUGUACACCCAGAGAUUGCUAAACACUACCUUGGCGCAGAGACAGUUGGAAAUCGAAUGAUUGGCGAAGACGAUGUAAUCACGUUAGAAAACAACAUUAUCUGCUUCAAGACAUCACAAUCAACACACGGCAAUGCAGCAGGUGCAGGUGCAGGUUCAGGCCAGGCAAACAAGAAAUAAAUUAUUCUUUUUAAAGUGCAU